AUGAUUGGUCGCGCGGAUCGCACAACACGUAUGCUGUUGACAAUACUGGUUGUAUUUUUACUAACAGAAUUGCCACAGGGUAUAAUGGCCGUACUAUCGGGCAUGUUCUCGGAGGAAUUCCGACGACAUAUUUAUAAUAGUCUUGGCGAUGUGCUGGAUUUGCUAUCGUUGUGCAAUGCAUGCACUACAUUCAUCAUCUACUGCUCAAUGAGUGAACAGUUUCGAAAUGUUUGCUUUAAUCUUUCAGUUCUUCGCACAAAUUGCUAGAC
Molecule: messenger RNA, 269 nt
Organism: Gongylonema pulchrum
Lineage: Eukaryota; Metazoa; Nematoda; Chromadorea; Rhabditida; Gongylonematidae
Source: the annotation of a GenBank genome assembly